CGAAUGAAUAUACGGUAGUAAUGUAGACAACCCAUUCUCAUACAAGUCAAUCAUACGCUACUUGGCGGCAUAUUUUGUCAACCAUAGUUUUCGAUUUUCCUCUUCUCCCACUCACUCUUUUUUCUCUUUGUUUUCCGAGGCACUUUUUCUACUCUCUCACUUUCAAUUUCAGCUACUUCUCUUUUUCUCCCAUUCCUUUUGUUCCUUUUCUUCUUUUAGAUUUUCUCGGUAUUGCUGAAGCAAGUAGUUGGUGGGAGCUUCUGCAGAACGUUUCUAGGCUUUUUGAUUCAAAUUAUGGCUAGUGAUUCUUUAGUAAUCAUCAAUGGAAAUGGCAUUGACAACUCACCGCCGAAUCCUCAGAGGACUUACCAAGCAGUAGUGAUUGCAACCCGAGAUAUGGGUAUUUCUAAGGAGGGGAUAUUACCAUGGACAUUGCCUACUGAUCAAAAGUUUUUUGAAGACAUCACAACAAUAACAUCUGAUCCUAAGAAGAAGAAUGCUGUUGUAAUGGGUAGAAAAUCAUGGGAGGCUAUCCCUCCCGAGAGCAGACCUCUCAGUGGCCGUCUUAAUGUUGUUCUGACUCGCUCGGGUAGUUUUGAUAUUGCAACUGCAGAGAAUGUUCUUAUAUGUGGAAGUGUGUCCUCUGCUAUGGAACUGUUGGCUGCUUCUCCUUACUGUCUUUCAAUUGAGAAAGUAUUUCUUACGGGCGGCGGUGAGAUAUUUAGAGAAGCACUUCAUGGACCUGGAUGUGAAGCCAUCCAUAUUACAGAAAUUGAAGCGAGCAUCGAGUGUGACACUUUUAUGCCUCAAAUUGAUUUCUCUGUAUUUCAUCCGUGGUACUCGUCUUUUCCUUUGGUGGAAAAUGGCAUCCGCUAUUCAUUUAACACUUACGUGCGCAUAAGAUGUUCAACAGAAGCGUCCCAGGGUCUGAAUACUGAUCCAAUUCUUAAUGAUAGUUCAAACUCUCUAAAAUUUGAGGUCAAGGAUUUUUCUUUUCUUCCCAAGAUUAUUUUUGAGAGACACGAGGAGUACAAGUAUCUUAGAUUAGUUGAAGAAAUCAUUUCUGAAGGUACAACUAAGGAUGAUAGGACAGGGACUGGUACCUUGUCCAUAUUUGGUUCCAAGAUGAGAUUUAAUCUGCGAAAAAGCUUUCCACUUUUAACAACUAAGAAAGUAUUUUGGCGAGGGGUUGUUGAAGAACUUCUUUGGUUUAUCAGUGGCUCAACAAAUGCCAAGGUGCUGCAAGAAAAAGGCAUUCAUAUAUGGGAUGGCAAUGCAUCGAGAGAAUACCUUGAUAGCAUUGGUUUGAAAGAAAGGGAGGAGGGUGACUUAGGACCUGUUUAUGGGUUUCAGUGGAGGCACUUUGGUGCAAAGUAUACUAACAUGUAUGAGGACUACUCUGGCCAAGGAUUUGAUCAGCUUUUAGAUGUUAUUAAUAAGAUAAAGCAUAAUCCCGACGAUCGACGCAUCAUCCUCUCAGCAUGGAAUCCAUCUGAUCUUAAAUUAAUGGCACUUCCACCCUGCCACAUGUUUGCACAGUUCUAUGUGGCAAAUGGGGAGUUAUCAUGUCAAAUGUAUCAACGAUCUGCCGACAUGGGCCUGGGUGUGCCAUUCAAUAUUGCAUCUUAUGCGCUCUUGACAUGCAUGAUUGCUCAUGUUUGUGACCUUGUUCCAGGUGAUUUUAUCCAUGUUAUUGGGGAUACACAUGUUUACCGCAAUCAUGUGAGGCCUUUGCAGGAACAGCUCCAAAACCUGCCAAAACCUUUUCCAAUUUUGAAGAUAAAUCCAAAGAAGAAAGAUAUAGAUUCUUUUGUGGGUACUGAUUUCAAGCUCAUAGGCUAUGAUCCUCACCAGAAGAUAGAAAUGAAGAUGGCUGUUUAGGAAUCUAUGAGAUUCUCAAUCCCUUCUUGAGGCUGUUGUGCUUUUUGAAACAAGGCUUAUCUAAAGGAGGUUUGUGAUAAAUUUAUGGACAAGUAAUAGGAGACUAGUUGGACACACUUCAAACUUUACUUAUUUUACAAUUGUGAAUCCUUUAGUUCCACUCGUGUCGUGGCUCUUAGGUGAUUUAGGUGAACAUUUUUCACAUCUUUACGGCGUGUUUUAAGAUCAAUGGUGUCUUUGUGUUGGCUAUUUGGCUGUAAUUUAUUACCACCCUCGGCCUCAAACCGAAAGAAGGGAGGAUAGAGUUAAAAUGCCUGUUGGAUGUUGUGCUUGCUAUAUAUUAUUCUCUUUGCUUUAUCACAUUA
Messenger RNA from Lathyrus oleraceus (garden pea), 2246 nucleotides. RefSeq names its product bifunctional dihydrofolate reductase-thymidylate synthase. Lineage: Eukaryota; Viridiplantae; Streptophyta; Magnoliopsida; Fabales; Fabaceae. Bases 295 to 1881 code for a protein of 528 amino acids. Gene Ontology annotation, biological process: tetrahydrofolate biosynthetic process; one-carbon metabolic process; dTMP biosynthetic process. Gene Ontology annotation, cellular component: mitochondrion; cytosol. The transcript has 12 exons. Gene Ontology annotation, molecular function: thymidylate synthase activity; dihydrofolate reductase activity. The record is from RefSeq and is a predicted model, not a curated record.